This is a messenger RNA of Pseudomyrmex gracilis, 4146 nucleotides long. RefSeq names its product vesicular acetylcholine transporter (gene VAChT). Lineage: Eukaryota; Metazoa; Arthropoda; Insecta; Hymenoptera; Formicidae. Bases 458 to 2221 code for a protein of 587 amino acids. The record is from RefSeq and is a predicted model, not a curated record. Gene Ontology annotation, molecular function: acetylcholine transmembrane transporter activity; xenobiotic transmembrane transporter activity. The transcript has 3 exons. Gene Ontology annotation, cellular component: membrane; AP-1 adaptor complex; AP-2 adaptor complex. Gene Ontology annotation, biological process: xenobiotic transport; chemical synaptic transmission; transmembrane transport.
GCAGACGUUCCAAAGCCACCCCGACGGAGAGACACGCCGAGACACCCCUGCCACUGGGAGCCCUUCGGUUUUAAUUGUGAUACUCGGCUGAAAAGGUGGAGGGCCCGGGGACGCGGGGAGCCAAGGAGUCGGUAAACGACUCGAAGGACGAAGACGGAUCGGACGUCGCUUCGACUUUGAGCGGUUUGCUCGCCGGUCUUCCGACCUUGGCGGGCCCCCAACGCCUCGCCACUUCCCUCAAGCAGAAGUUCGUCAGCAACUCCGGUUACCCCCGGCCCGGCCUGAUGCGCGCCGCCCCAAUCGCGACGAUCUCCUCCUCGUCACGCUUGCUUUCCGAGGUCGCACGACUGGGUGACCGCGGUUAGUUCCUCGCACUAAGACUCGCACACACCGAAUACCCGGAAGACGCUGGUAGUUUCGCGAGCGGCCACCUAGAAACCACCAUCCCGCUAUCAUCAUGACGACGAUACCGAUACUCAACAUGGAGUUCGGCGAACUCAAGGAGAUUAUCUGGACGAAGCUGCAGGAGCCCAAAUCUCAGCGCAAGCUGAUUCUUGUCAUCGUCUGUAUCGCGCUGCUGCUAGACAACAUGCUGUACAUGGUGAUAGUACCGAUUAUACCUGAUUAUCUUAAGUACAUCGGCUCGUUUGGAUCGGUUGAAGAGUCGGACAACGACACCACGCCGGCGGGCCAUCACGGCCAGGAUUCCGCCACGGGAGUGUUAUUCGCGUCCAAAGCGAUCGUACAGCUGAUGGUAAAUCCAUUUUCGGGCGCGCUCAUUGAUCGAAUCGGUUACGACAUUCCGAUGAUGAUCGGGCUCAGUAUUAUGUUCUUGUCGACCAGCGUGUUCGCGUGCGGCAAGAGCUACGGUGUGCUAUUCUUCGCCAGGAGUCUUCAGGGCGUUGGGUCCGCGUUUGCCGACACCGCUGGCCUCGCCAUGAUCGCCGAUCGUUUCACGGAAGAAGCGGAACGUUCGAAGGCGCUCGGCAUCGCGCUAGCGUUUAUCAGCUUCGGCUGCCUCGUAGCACCGCCAUUCGGCGGCGCGCUUUAUCAGUUCGCCGGCAAGGAAGUGCCGUUCCUGAUAUUAGCGUUUGUCAGCUUAGCAGACGGCUUCAUGUUGCUGCUGGUAAUGAAGCCGGUGAAGGAGCAAUUGCAGGACCGCCAUAAUGAGCCCAAGUCGACGAUACCGAUCUGGCGGCUGCUGAUGGAUCCGUACAUUGCCGUGUGCGCAGGCGCUCUGAUGAUGUCUAACGUAGCACUGGCAUUCCUCGAACCGACGAUAUCGUUGUGGAUGGAAGAUACAAUGACGCACGACAACUGGAAGAUCGGUAUGAUCUGGCUACCGGCGUUUUUCCCGCACGUACUCGGCGUCAUGAUUACCGUAAAGAUGGCUAAGCGAUAUCCGCAGUAUCAGUGGUUAAUGGCAGCCGGUGGCUUGGCACUCGAAGGUCUUUGUUGCUUUAUCAUACCGUUCUCAAGUUCGUACAAAGUAUUGAUGAUUCCGCUGUGCGGUAUUUGCUUCGGAAUCGCGCUCAUCGACACCGCGCUACUACCUACUCUUGGUUACCUAGUGGACGUCAGGUACGUGUCGGUGUACGGCAGCAUUUACGCGAUCGCUGACAUUUCGUACAGCGUGGCGUACGCAGUAGGGCCGAUCAUCGCCGGCGGUGUCGUCGAGGCGAUCGGUUUUACCGCCCUCAAUAUCGGCAUCGCUUUCUCGAAUUUGCUCUACGCCCCGGUGCUCUACUAUCUGCGUCACAUCUACGACUUCAAGCCGUUCCAGGACGAGGCGAAUGUGUUGAUGCAAGAUCCGCCGGACAAGGAGUAUCAGACGUACGUGUUGCAGGAACAGCGACCAAUUACUGGCGAGAUUGGUAAUCACUUGAACCAAACGCGCAUGGAGACAAAUAUUGACCAAGGUUAUGUUGAUCAGAGUUAUCAAGCGACGCAAGGCGGUUACGAUCAGCAUUACGGUGGCGGUUACGGCAUGCAGAACACGAUCGGUGGUUACAAUCAGCCCGCUCACGAUCAACCGCCGGUCUAUAAUCAGUCCGCUGGUUACAGUCAGGCGACCGAUUACAGUCAGCAAAGAAAUUACGCGGCACCUAGCGAGCAGGAACAGAGAGGAGGACCUCAGGUUGACGUAAACCCCUUUAGAAGGCCAGAUGUGGAUCAGCGACCAGCUGGGGAUAGCAACCCCUUCCGGCAGGGAAUGUACUAAAGUGUCAAUGAAGGUGUUCAGCGGUUACGGCCAACGAUCUGAAGGCAAAGCUAGCCUUUUGCUGGAGAGAGUGUAUUUGAGAGUCUUCGAGACAGGCUUCCAAUUAAUCAGCGAAAAAUCGGUGCGUAAGACGUGGCGUCUCAGCGAGAUUUCCAGGAGAGACGAUCGGGACACGUUUGUCAACCUGGGGAGAUCGCCGAUUGCGCCAACACUCGAACUAGAUCUCAAACGUAUUCGACUUCGUUGAUAUAUUUUAUUCGCGGAUUACAAGAAAAGUAUCAGACUUAGGAAGGCAGCGAUUUCCGAGAAAAAUCCGCGAACAAUGAAUCCUGACGAAUUCUGCUUUCGUGUAUAAACUUGUCAUAAGGAAAAAUAAGAAAGAGGGAGAUGAAAUAGAAACUUUGCUGACAAAACAUACAUAAACUUUAGAACGUAAGACUGAUAAAUGAUAAAAGAUUGACGACUGAUAAAUGCAAACGGAUGAACAAGAAACUUAAGGAAAAUGGCCGUCGUCAUAAGAAAUGAAGACCGCGAGGAAAUCAAGUAAUUAUAACAUCGAAAUAAAACUGAGUGAGACGAAAGAGAGAGAUGUGCGUGUUGGUGCUAGAGAGGGAAAAAUGACGUCUUUAAUUUAAGUCGUCUUGUUGCAUGAAGUGUAAAGAAAUUGAGAAGAAAGAAGAAGGAUUUACGGCUGCGACGGGAGCUUCUCAUCGGCAAGGACCUUUGCUCACAGCCGCUGAGCAACUUUUAAGUUUUUAUUGUUUUCGUUGAAAACCGUUCUGAAUUGCUGAAACAUUGAAUAAUAGUACAUAUCCAUUAAUUAAUGCGAUUAAUUAAGAAAUCUAAAAAGAUUUUAAAUAUUUAGAAUUAAGGUUUUAAGUUAAGUAGGUGAUUGUAUAGAAUGUGUGAUGGAAGUUAUGGAAAAUUAUCUCCACGAGUUGUUCUGUAUAGGCAAAGUACUUGCGUCUACUCUGAUUAACAAAACAAGUUUAUUCACGCUUAUAUAAAUAUGAAUAAAUAUUUUAUCGUGCAAAUUGAUAAAUUUUUAAUUACAAAAAUUAUUGGUUUUGGUUAUUAAAAUCAAUCAUUUAAAUACACGUAAAACUUUAAAGUAAAAACUGUUAUUUGUUAUACACGCUUUAUUAUUACAAUGAUAUUUUUAUGCAGAGAUGUGUCUAUUAAAGAUGAAUUAUUUAUGAAUUUAAAUAAAAUUUAAAUAUUUUACAUUGUUUCAAAUUCUAUCAAUUUUUACUUAUUUUUAAGAUCUCUAAAGUUUUUAUUAUUCUAACAAAAUACGAGACGAUGACUUUCGUAAUAUUAUAGUUAUUCAUACUGAUAUAUACGCUUAUAUAUGUAUUGUAUAUGAAAUAGAUAUUCCCAUCGUUGUUAGAGAAUUCUGAAGAAAUCGACUCCUAUUUUGUUAAAUAAGUUGUUAAAUUCAAUUGUAAUCUGAACGUUUAUAUUUUAUCUACAAGAUUUUUUUUUUUUUUUUUUUUUUUUUUCACGUUCUAUUGAAUUCAUUAAUUAAUCGAGUACUUUGCUGCAAUAAUGGAGCAGUACCAAAGUAUGUCGAAAGUAUGCAUGUUGAAAAGUAAACAUAUCUGUAUUUUUAUGAGAUUACUUUUUUAAUUGUAGAGACAUUUUAUUAGAAUUUUAUCAAUUUUAAUUCAUGCGGGAAAUCACGCGAUAUUUAGAGGUGCAUUUCUACAUAAAUGUAUGUAAAUAUAUCAAAUUUUAUCAUGUGUCGAAGUGACUCGGACGCAAAGUUGUGCAGUGGCUGUCGAGAGGACAUUUGUUGCAUCGCUUCAAUUUUAAACUUUAAGAUUAUUUAUAUUUUUUGUUUUAUUUAUUUUGUGAACCGUAUAUAUGAUAUAAUUACACCUUAGUUUAUUACACGAAUUAUAAUUAUUUUACAUUUCCAAUAU